Messenger RNA from Meloidogyne enterolobii, 387 nucleotides. NCBI's taxonomy places the organism in Eukaryota, Metazoa, Nematoda, Chromadorea, Rhabditida, Meloidogynidae. The record is from the annotation of a GenBank genome assembly.
AUGGGGGAUGGGCAAAUUUCUAAGAAAUGGUUGGAAGAACAACGCGAAGUUGGUCACAUCGAAAGGCGAGCUUUUCAAGAAGAACAGACUCAGUUACUCGAUUGGAUUGAAAAAGCUAAAGAACAAUUAGAGGUGGAUAAGGCGGAAUUUUUACGGCGAGAACACGACCUUUUGGCAAGGAUUCUUAAUGAAAGAGCUCUGCUUGAAAUUGAAAAGAGAGAAUUUAGACAGCAGAGGGAUGCUGAUGUUCUUCGAUUAAAGGGAGAGGCUGAACAUCUAGAGCAGUGUCUAAAUCAGGCUGAAAAUGCAAAGAUCGCAAUGGAAAAUGCAAAAAAGGAAUUUGAACGGAGAAGCUCACAGGUAGUAGACAAAAAUUGGACUAAUUAA